CCAAGACCAAGACCAGCAGCAACAAGUAUGUUCUACUGUCUCUGAAGGAUGAUACGGAUGUCACAGGAACAUUUAUCAGCUGAGUACCAACGUUUUCUCCGCUUUGGUGGAAAAGUCAGCUUUUUGUGAGGGCAGGAAACAGACCAUAUACAGUGACCAUUAAUUCACCUGUUUUCAUGGGCACGACAUGCCAUGGUGAUUCCAGUGUUUCUUGCAGCAUGCCUAACUCUCUGAGGCUCACAAUGUUCUGAAAAUAAACCUGGGAUUAUUGUUCCCUGCUGGAAUAUGCUCAGUGAGCAGCUCAGAUUUUGGAUGACCUCUUUUGAAAUAUUUACAGAAAGAUUAUCUGAAACUCUCAAAUUAAAUUGGAAAGAUUCUCUCAAGAUAAAUCUGAAUGUUUGUAUGAAUAAACGGAUCAUUUUGGAAUUUUGAAAGCCAAUGAAGCUGCACUCAUCAGCAUUUAAUGCAAAGGAACAGGUGAAACUAUGAUUUCUUUUGCCUGACAGGACUUAAGGGAGGUUGCUGCUGAAUAUGCAGAACUUUGCGGGGCAUGAGAAGCCCAGAAAGCCCCCUCUCUGUCAUGGCUUUUCCCUCCUCUGGGGUUUGCUGUUUGGAUUAUGUAUGGAGAGUGCACUAGUGAAAGCUUGCCCCACAAUGUGUCAUUGUAUAGAGAAGAGCGGCAUGACUGUAGUUCAAUGUAUGUCUCGCAGCUUGGAGAAGAUUCCAUCAGAUCUUCCAAGAGAUACAGUUGUCCUACUUUUGGCAUCAAACCACAUCACCCACAUCCCAAACCACGCCUUCAAAGACCUGCACUACCUUCAGGAGCUGGACCUGUCUAACAAUGACAUUGAAACCGUUGACGUUGGAGCGUUUCAAGGUGUUUCUGACAGCCUCCUUUUCGUGGAUCUAUCAAACAAUCGCAUUCAAAGUGUCCCUAAAGAGGCGUUUGCCCGUCUACGAGCAAAAAUCAGCUUCUCAAACAACCCGUGGCACUGCGAGUGCACGCUGCAGGAGGUCCUGAGGGAGCUGCGUCUGGACCCAGAGACAGUGAAUGAGGUGAUCUGCCACACGGCUGUGCAGGAGGAAUAUGCAGGCAAACCGGUAAUCCAGGUGCUGGACUCAGGGAUCAACUUCUGCAACUUUCACCACAAGACCACAGAUGUAGCCAUGUUUGUCACCAUGUUUGGAUGGUUUACCAUGGUGAUCGCAUAUGUAAUUUACUAUGUCAGACACAAUCAGGAGGAUGCUAGAAGGCACCUGGAGUACCUCAAGUCACUGCCCAGCAGCUCUCAGAUCAGCAAGGACUUUGACACCAUCAGCACUGUUCUCUAGCAGGGCCAAGUUAGUCAUGCAAAGUUUGCAGCUGCAUGUGUCUUUACAUGUGGCUCUGUACAACAUGAUAAAAUGCCUAUCGCAAGAAAUUAUCAAUUAGAGAUUAUCUGAUACUUCUUUUUU
Molecule: messenger RNA, 1455 nt
Organism: Notolabrus celidotus (New Zealand spotty)
Lineage: Eukaryota; Metazoa; Chordata; Actinopteri; Labriformes; Labridae
Gene: lrrc3
Product: leucine rich repeat containing 3
Exons: 3
Coding region: 532-1332 (266 amino acids)
Cellular component (GO): extracellular matrix
Molecular function (GO): protein binding
Source: RefSeq, a predicted model, not a curated record